Fraxinus pennsylvanica is the source of this 972-nucleotide messenger RNA. Lineage: Eukaryota; Viridiplantae; Streptophyta; Magnoliopsida; Lamiales; Oleaceae. The record is from the annotation of a GenBank genome assembly.
AUGUCAUCGCUGUUUCGUUAUAGUCGUUGGGCUUCCCAGUUCAAAAAAUCUCCACCAAUCUUCACCCUCUUUUCCACCGCCACCAACGAGUCACAACCGAAUCGCCCUUCGCCGCCUCCAAUCCGAGUGGGUCUCAUCGACUCCGUAGGCCGAGCAGUUUUUGCGACUCGGAGAAUCGGCACGGGUGAACUCAUUCACACCGCCAAACCCAUUGUUGCUCACUCCUCUCUCUCUUCGCUUCACAAAGUCUGCUAUUUCUGCCUCAGAAAGCUCCCAAACUAUAAAACACACUCCGAAGCUCAUAAAAAUUUGGCAUUUUGCAGCGAACACUGCAAAGACCAGUCCAAGAACUUUUAUGAGAUUGAGAACAAAGCAGAUUGGUCAAGAUUCACUGAAUACUGUCGAUUGCAGGGUCUAAAAUAUCCUCUUCUAGUCAAGCGGUUUGCUUGUCAGGUUAUAUCUGGGGUUGUCUCUGCUGAUAGUCUUGACAUACUUCAGCCAGCAACUUUAACUUCUGAAAUGGUUUCACUGAUGGAAAAGGAAUUUUGCCUGCUAAGAAGCACGUUUCAGGAAACAGAUAUUAAAGGGGAGCAUAUGGCUUUUCUGACUAAGGAAUGGUAUACUGGUGUUUUGGCUCGGAUGCGCAUCAAUUCCUUCCGCAUUGAAUUGGCUGGAGGAUCGUAUGAAGAUUUUCUUUCCUCAGCAGCUGCAUCAGUAGAAGCAGAAGUUGCUAUCGGCAAUGCUGUUUAUAUGCUUCCAUCCUUCUACAAUCAUGAUUGUGAUCCAAAUGCACAUAUUUUGUGGGUGGAAAAUGCGGAUGCAAGAAUAAAGGCUUUACGUGACAUUGAAACAGGGGAAGAGUUGCGGAUAUGCUAUAUUGAUGCAAGUAUGAAUCACGAGGCUCGACAAACAGUGUUGUAUAAAGGAUUUGGUUUUUUGUGCAAUUGUCCUAGAUGUUUGUCAAAUGAUUAA